Messenger RNA from Octodon degus (degu), 774 nucleotides. It is a transcript of the gene Nr2c2ap, whose product is annotated as nuclear receptor 2C2 associated protein. The coding region runs from base 328 to 750 and encodes 140 amino acids. The transcript has 5 exons. The record is from RefSeq and is a predicted model, not a curated record. Lineage: Eukaryota; Metazoa; Chordata; Mammalia; Rodentia; Octodontidae.
CCGGCCUCACGCGCUUCCGGAUCGCAGGCCUGCGCCCCGGGCUUCUCUGCGGAGCAACUGAGGCUCAGACACAGGACCCUAUGUCCCUUUUUGGACCUGCUGUUAAGUCUUGGUCUCUCAAGUCAGGCUCUGGGCAGUUCGCGAGUCUCCGAGGUUUCCAGCCAGGGUGUGAUCGGGCCACGCGUAGGCCUUAGGCUGCCGAGGGUGACUUUUAGGGUCCUCGGUUCCCGGGGGGACGUGCGGGCCUGAGCCGUGGUUAAGGAGGCCUCACGGUAGUGGCAGGAUUCGAACCCGGGCUUGGCCGAGUCCAGAUUUCUGGGAACCGAGAUGACGCACUCUUUGGUUUGUCCUGAGACAGUCAGCAGGGUGAGCUCGGUGCUGAAUCGCAACACCCGGCAGUUUGGGAAGAAGCACCUGUUUGACCGAGACGAGGAGACGUGCUGGAACUCGGACCAGGGUCCCUCCCAGUGGGUGACACUCGAGUUUCCCCAGCGAGUCUGUGUCUCUGGGCUGCAGAUCCAGUUCCAGGGGGGCUUCUCCAGCCAGCGGGGGCGUCUGGAAGGUUCACAGCGGGGCGAGGCACUUAGCAAGAUUGUGGACUUCUAUCCCAAGGACAACAACUCUCUCCAGAUGUUCCCUGUGCCCCCUGCUGAGGUGGACCAGCUGAAGGUGACAUUUGAGGAUGCCACAGACUUCUUUGGCCGAGUGGUCAUCUACCACCUUCGAGUCCUGGGGGAGAAGACAGUGUGAGGCCCUGGUGGCUGCCUCUUCCUG